UGUAAACAGAUAUAAAAGCAUGGAUUUUCUGGCAUCAUCUCUUCCAGUAAUUAUUUGUUUUUGUUCUCAAAUAUUUUAAGCUUGGCGCAUUUUCGUACAAAUCUCUCAAGGUUGUAAUUUACAACACUUGCUACUACCACAUUAUUGAAAUCAAACAUGCCCGGCCCUGCUGCCCCUUUCCUCGUUGCAGCUGGAUGUGCCACGGCUGGAGCAGCCGCAGCCAUGUAUCUCACUCGUCACCCUCAAGACGCUCAACAUCCCGGAGGGGCGGUCACUUCUGUCGGCGCCGGAAUUCUUCCUGUUCAGUCUUCCGCAAGCCCCGGUUUGCAAACACGUCCUGUGAGCUACAAGCGAAACAGUGACUCGUCAUACGGCGAAGAACAGAGACAAGUGGCAGAGAUGGCAGUUUUACUCGCAUUUUCGUAACUGGAAAAUGCAAAAGCACAGGCUGAUCGUGGGUUGCGUCCCAGCACCUCCAGUUCGGAUGAACACGAACUCGAUACCAUGAAUACUCGCGGUCGCGAAGAGGGAUGGUCUUUCAGGUUAAAUCCUGAGGAUAUGAUCUUUGGCUGCAUUUGAAGACCGACUUGCUCGUGCAAGCUAUUAUUGUUCAUUUGUUGAUUUGAGAUUGCGCACCAUGUACUAUACACUUUCGAUGAUAUGUAUUGUUUGCAAACAGAGAUUUGCGAUUUUGUCCUGA
Molecule: messenger RNA, 700 nt
Organism: Spizellomyces punctatus DAOM BR117
Lineage: Eukaryota; Fungi; Chytridiomycota; Chytridiomycetes; Spizellomycetales; Spizellomycetaceae
Exons: 3
Coding region: 157-426 (89 amino acids)
Source: RefSeq, a predicted model, not a curated record